ACGAACUGUUUCUUCCUCAAAUUUCUGAUGAAACACAAGACUGUCAAAAUGGUCGUGUAUAGGUUACUUAGACAAUCUGAAUAUGAAUGAACUUGAGGAAUAUAGACGAGAAGAGUGAAAGCUAACGAACCAAAUACGGGACUGAGGUUUCUCUGACUCUCGCUCGUAGUAGAAAGUGACGGACAAAAAGUGUGUCUCUCGAGUGCAAAGCAUAAUUUUGUUGAACAGUGUUCUGUGUAGCAUCGAAUGGUGAGGUGUUCUCUCAGAAGAUUGUAUAAAUACUACUCUCUCGUAAACCGAGAUAGACAAGGAUUAAAACAUGGAUUCUUUUGGCGGAGUCGGUGCGCCUAGAGUUUCAACGAAGCAAUGGCACAGACUGAACAUCGUUGCCUCAGUAUUUCUGGUGAUGUUCCUGAAUCGGAUGACUACAGGCCAAGUCUUUUUCAAUGGUCCCUGUCCAAACAUCCAGCCUAUGAAAGACUUCCAGCCAAAAAGGUUCCUCGGUCGGUGGUACGAGAUAGAGAGAUUUUUCGUUUCUUACGAAGAUUUGGCAGGAACCUGUUGGGUCGAAAAUUAUCUCUUCGAGAAAGGCAGAGGUCAUUUCACCCGGCUGGACUGGAAAGACCGUUUAAGCGGAUUGAUUUUGAACAUAGAAAACGGAAUCACCUUCGACAAGAAAGAACCGGGAAGGCUACGAUAUGUUGUACAGCGACCCAGCAUUCCAAUUUUACAGGGAGAAUACUUAAUCCUGGCAACUGAUUAUCAUUCCUAUGCUCUGGCCUGGCAGUGUAUGGACUUCCCGCUACGUUUUGGCCACACAGAAAUCUUGUGGUUCCUUUCAAAAGACCAGUUUCCGAGUUACGAAACCGAGCAGACAGCAAAGCGCACGGCAGCCAAACUAGGCUUGGAUAUUUCAAGACUAAAAAAACAAGACCGCAGUCGCUGUCCAAAAUAGCUACUGAACACCGUUUGUACUAUAGUGGAUUCACAUCAACCGUGCAUUUGAUGUCUAGGCCAGUCCUUACGACGCUCCUGAUUGGCUGUUGAUAAGCCAAUGAAAAGGGCUGGAAACUCUCAAUCUCUAUCGAGAGUUCACAUGGGUAGGAUGUAUGUUCCAUCUCUCCUGAAAGACUCUCGAGAGAGACUGAGAGUUUCCAGCCGUGAUUGGCUUAUCAGGAGCGUCGUAAGGGACUGGCCUAGACAUCAAAUGCACGGCUGAUGUGAAUCUACUAUAGUAUGAAGAAGGAUUAAAUAUAUGAACUUUGUUACGUUUUAACCGGAAUGACAAUGGUAAAUGCAUGUGUGAAAGCAAAACAGAACAUCCUCCAAAGUCACUUACGUUUAAGGACGAUCAUCUCAUCAAUUCAAGUGCUGGUUCCCCGUUGCGCUCUCACACAAGCCUUCAUUUAUUUGUUGCAUUAUUCUUAAAUGCAUGCAUGCAUAUGAUCAUAUUUUAAUGAUUUUUUUUCACAUACAAGAGAGACUUUUUCAUAUUCACGGAUAUUAAGCCAUAAAGAGCGUUUACUUUCGAAUUCAGUACCACGGUCUAGAGUCUAGACCGUAUUCAGUUACACCGAAGGGGGAAUUUUAACUAAUCAAGUCCUGGCUGGUGCAGAUGCACUCGUCACUCGUCAGUCAUUAUUCCCGCUCUCUGCUCGU
This is a messenger RNA of Macrobrachium nipponense, 1659 nucleotides long. RefSeq names its product apolipoprotein D-like. The transcript is spliced from 6 exons. The coding region runs from base 320 to 955 and encodes 211 amino acids. Gene Ontology annotation, molecular function: pigment binding. The record is from RefSeq and is a predicted model, not a curated record. NCBI's taxonomy places the organism in Eukaryota, Metazoa, Arthropoda, Malacostraca, Decapoda, Palaemonidae. Gene Ontology annotation, biological process: response to reactive oxygen species; lipid metabolic process. Gene Ontology annotation, cellular component: cytoplasm.